CUACUAGGAGACAGACACACUUUCCUGGCCCGACUCAAAGAAGGGGGGAAAACAGGAGGAAGAUUUUUUUUUCAAUAUCAUUUUAAUUUUCCCCUCAUUCAACAAUCAAGCUGCCCUAAAGCUUCUCUUCCUGGAAACUCUUCUUCACUGCCUACUGGAAGUUCUAUGUAUUGAUCCACUUACCCUCUCACACACUACAAGGCUUACCUCAUGGAUUUGUAUCUGAUUGGAUAUUUGAUGUGUGUGUGGUUGUCCAGCUCACGGGUGCUUGGAGGCUAUCCCAUCUGGUGGUCCCUGGCCCUCGGGCAGCAGUACUCAUCUUUGGGCUCCCAACCCAUCCUGUGCGGCUCUAUCCCCGGCCUCGUACCCAAGCAGCUCCGUUUCUGUCGCAACUACAUUGAGAUUAUGCCCAGUGUCGCUGAAGGCGUCAAGCUGGGGAUCCAAGAAUGCCAGCACCAGUUUAGGGGCCGCCGAUGGAACUGUACCACCAUCAAGGACAACCUGGCCAUUUUUGGUCCUGUCCUAGACAAAGCAACCAGAGAGUCAGCGUUUGUCCAUGCUAUAGCUUCAGCAGGCGUUGCAUUUGCAGUGACACGCUCGUGCGCUGAAGGCACAUCGACCAUGUGCGGGUGCGACUCCCACCACAAGGGCCCCCCAGGGGAGGGCUGGAAAUGGGGUGGCUGCAGCGAAGACGCAGAGUUCGGGGUGCUGGUGUCCAGGGAGUUUGCAGACGCCAGAGAGAAUCGUCCGGACGCUCGAUCAGCAAUGAAUCGGCACAACAACGAGGCCGGACGCACGACUAUCCUCGACCACAUGCACCUGCGCUGCAAGUGUCACGGCCUCUCCGGCAGCUGUGAGGUGAAGACGUGCUGGUGGGCGCAGCCGGACUUCCGCAUGCUGGGCGACUACCUGAAGGACAAGUACGACAGCGCCUCGGAGAUGGUGGUCGAGAAGCACCGCGAGUCUCGCGGCUGGGUGGAGACCCUGCGAGUCAAGUACGCCUUCUUCAAGCACCCCACUGAGCGUGACCUGGUGUACUAUGAGGGCUCGCCCAAUUUCUGCGAGCCCAACCCAGAGACGGGCUCAUUUGGGACGCGUGACCGUGCCUGCAACGUGUCAUCGCACGGCAUCGAGGGGUGCGACCUGCUGUGUUGCGGCCGUGGCCACAACACUCGGACUGAGAAACGCAAAGAGAAGUGCCACUGCAUCUUCCACUGGUGCUGCUACGUCAGCUGUCAGGAGUGUGUGCGUGUCUAUGAUGUGCACACGUGCAAAGCACUCAGUGCAGAGAAGAUUUUGUCUGAAUUUCUGGGAACAAAAAGAAAAAAACAAAAAACAGGGGGACAUGUGACGACACGUGGAGACCACAUGGGCUGAGAUCUGAUUGGCUGUCUCAUCCUUCCAUCCAUGCUUUCAGUCAGUUGGACUGUCAGGGGCUUUAAGAAGGUUGAUUUCUGAACUUGUAUUCUUGUCAGUACACUCCAAAACACUCCUGCCUUGCUGUUUUGGUUUGGGAAAUAUUGGAAAAACAAUUUACUGCCAUUUAAUCAAAAUAUUGUUUUUCAUAGGCACUGAUGUCAGCACAUUGUGACGUGCAGUUUUUAACAAGAGGAAUUGGUUUUAAGACCGCUGACAAUAAUUGCUGUGAUUUGUGGGUGGACUGUAAAGACUGCCAGUUCAUGCAGUUUUAAGAAAGUCUGAUUCUGAGAACAUGGAGCGCACAACGGGUGAUUUCUAUGGGAUGUGUGUGUGUGUGUGUGAGACAAGUGACUCCAGCAGAGGAUGGAUGGACGGACGGACAGCAAGCUGGCUCUUCACAAUGGUGGAACAAACUGUGAGAGGUUUCCACACAACAUGUUCUGACAGUCCCACCUGCUUCCUAUUAAUUAUAUUCAACAACAGAAACACAAGUUACCCAGUAGUGUGUAG
This is a messenger RNA of Archocentrus centrarchus (flier cichlid), 1929 nucleotides long. RefSeq names its product wingless-type MMTV integration site family, member 3 (gene wnt3). Gene Ontology annotation, molecular function: cytokine activity; frizzled binding. NCBI's taxonomy places the organism in Eukaryota, Metazoa, Chordata, Actinopteri, Cichliformes, Cichlidae. Bases 211 to 1377 code for a protein of 388 amino acids. Gene Ontology annotation, cellular component: extracellular region. The record is from RefSeq and is a predicted model, not a curated record. The transcript is spliced from 5 exons. Gene Ontology annotation, biological process: canonical Wnt signaling pathway; cell fate commitment; neuron differentiation.